This is a messenger RNA of Drosophila yakuba, 1394 nucleotides long. Its product is annotated as transmembrane protein 256 homolog. The coding region runs from base 457 to 1074 and encodes 205 amino acids. The record is from RefSeq and is a predicted model, not a curated record. The transcript has a single exon. NCBI's taxonomy places the organism in Eukaryota, Metazoa, Arthropoda, Insecta, Diptera, Drosophilidae.
CAAUUGGCAAUUGGCAAUUGGCAGUUGGCGAAUGUAAACAUGGGGCAUACUGUUUGCCGAUCCAUUGAUUUGUGGAGUCUAUAUUAAUAGGCGACUGCUUGCAUAAAUUAAUGGGCACAAUUCGCCAUGUGAUUUCCAUUCUAUCCGAUAAGCGAUACGUGAUUAUCAUUGGGCCUUAUUUGCCAUGCCGCACUCUAAUCAAGUGCGAGUGUACCCCAAAAUGAUUAGGGCUAGUAAUAUAAUACUAAAUCCUUUAAUCUCCUGAGAUGUACAUAUGUAUAUGUUAGUUCUUUGUUUCAAAUGUCACCGAAAUGAAUAGUCUACACUAUCGAUGUUUUCAACUGAAAAUCAUUUCAAAUCGAUUGCACUUGACAACGAUGUUUUUGCAGCACUAGCGUAAUAUAGUGAAUCCCCCAUAUAGAAGUUCUACUGUACACAUACUGUACAUACACAUAUAUGUAUGUACACUUUUGGCAGUGCGUCAAAAUUAUUGUGGCAAGAGUUUGGCAAGGCAAUUACACAAUGUCGAUGGCCGAAACGCUAGACUAUCUCAUCCUGGGCAAUCCAGUCAGUCAGAUGGUCAUCGCGUCGGCGAACGCCUUCUUGGAGAUCAUCGGCCUGGAACCUUGGCAACCUUGGCCAGUGGAGGAUUCCAUCCUGACACUGCAUCCAUCGGCGGCGCAAUCGUAUAUGCGUUCGCAUAACUCACUGUAUUGCCUCGCCGGAUGCCAUUACCAUUUUGUGCGGCUGGCGGGGAUUGGCGGCGCAUCGGCUAUCUUUAUGAGUGCCUACUGCAAGUAUGUGCUGCGGGACAUCGAUGGCAUCAGGGAGCAACUGGACUCGCAGGCAUUCGCCGAUGUGGCCAAUCGCAUCCACUUCCUGCACUCCUUCGCCCUGAUGGCCAUGCCCCUGGCCCACUAUCCCUUCCUCACCGGCACCCUAAUGAUCACCGGCACCCUCGCCUUCAGCGGUUCCAUGUACUAUCGCGCCCUGACGGGUGAGAAAUGGAUGCAGCCGUAUGCCACCAUGGGAGGAUUCUGCCUGAUGGCCGCCUGGCUCUCGUUGGUGCUGUAGAGAAUUACAGAAUAACCGAUCACUGCUUGUGCAUACCUUGUCCAAAUGGAUCCCAUUCCACUUACUUAGCUGGCAGUAGUAUAUAGUGAAUAUAGUCAGUCCUAAAAGUGAAGUCUAAGCAGGCCUUUGCCGCCGAUGGAAGACACUUUUAAGAUCUAUAUUGCUAUGAUCUGUUCUGCCCAAUGUAAAUCAAAUAAACAAUACGAAAGUACCAUCUAAAAACCGUUUACUUUUUUAAUUUAAUAUUUCUGAUAUUAUGUUUCUAAUAUGCAAAUUAUUGCCUCAAAGCGUCUAACGACUUCUUUGAAUCCCCAUAUAAU